AUGUACCAAUCAGCCCCCGGACAACCAUGCACUGUGCCACAAAUCAUGGUGAAGGGACAGAAACCCCAGGCAGCUGACCACUUUACCUGCCUAGGCAGCAGACUUUCACGUGCCGUACAUAUAGAUGCUGAAAUUAACACCAGAGUUGCCAAGGCCAGCGCCUCCUUUGGGAGGCUUCGCAAGAAUGUCUGGGAGCGCAGAGGACUCAGCCUCUCCACAAAGCUGAAGGUCUACCGAGCAGUGGUCCUUUCAAUUCUUUUCUACACCAGUGAGACAUGGACCGUCUACAACAGACACGCUAAGCAGCUCAAUCGAUUCCACCUGAGCUGUCUUCGUAAAAUCCUCCGCAUCCAAUGGCAGGACAAAGCCCCAGACACUGCUGUUUUAGAGCGAGCCGGAACCCCCAGCAUCUACACCAUCCUCCACAAAACGUGA
Messenger RNA from Aplysia californica (California sea hare), 435 nucleotides. RefSeq lists its product as uncharacterized. Bases 1 to 435 code for a protein of 144 amino acids. The record is from RefSeq and is a predicted model, not a curated record. The transcript has a single exon. Lineage: Eukaryota; Metazoa; Mollusca; Gastropoda; Aplysiida; Aplysiidae.